Molecule: messenger RNA, 2389 nt
Organism: Loxodonta africana (African savanna elephant)
Lineage: Eukaryota; Metazoa; Chordata; Mammalia; Proboscidea; Elephantidae
Product: cell division cycle-associated protein 3-like
Exons: 1
Coding region: 21-596 (191 amino acids)
Source: RefSeq, a predicted model, not a curated record
CCCUACAUUUCCUGGUAGAGAUGGGCUUGGCCAAGAGCGUUUCAGUCACUCCAGCACCGCACAACACGCAUCUGGCUCCAGUGACAGACCAUCAUUCACCUAGUACCUGCAUCUUGCACACACCCAUCCAGAUGGAGAGCUCUCCACAGCCAAGCCUGCCAUCAGGGAAACAGCUGGAGGGUCCUAAUCAAACCCAGGACCCCGAUCCCCGCUCUCCUACCCUUGGCAUUGUGCGGACACCUAUGAAGACCAGCACCAGAGAACCUCCAAGCCCCCUGGUGAAGCAGCUGAGUGAAGUAUUUGACACCAAAGCCCUCAAAUCAAAUCUUUCCCCAGAGCGUGUUCUGCCCCUGGAGACACUUUCAUCUUCUGAAUUGGACUUGCCUCUGGGCACCCAACUAUCCCUUGAGGACCAGAUGCCACCUCUGAGCCAAACUGAGCUCUCCCCCAAACAGGUGUCUUCCAAGGGGGAAGCAGGACAGCCCACAGAAACCCCUGUGGCCAGCCAGCGCUCAGACAAGCCCUUGAGAGACCUGAGAAUCCCCAAUCUUCAGGUUCUAAGCAUAAUAGACAGAAGCCAAACGGCAAGGUACUAGUGAGAACCCCCCUCAGCAUCCUGCAGGAUGACAACUUCCCUGGGACCCUGACACCACGACAUGGUAAGCAGCCUUCUCCUCUGAGGGAAAAUGUUAGGGAACUAAAAGAAGGAGCCAUCCUGGGAACUGGAUGACUUCUUAAAACUGGAAGAUGAGUGUGGGAGCAAGGCCAGAACCAUAACAAUGAAAAUCAGUACUUUCCCUUGGUAGAGAGAGAGCCAAGCCCUGCUUGGCCCCAGCUCUGGAAUCACCUGGGGGCUAGUGAUGUCCUGUGUUCUCUCACCCCUUUUUCCCUGGGGCACUGAGAAACAGCUUGUUUUCUUUGACUCCCCCUAAACUACUAACUCUGAGACUGAGAGUUUCAUUGGGCUUUCUUUAUGUCUUGUAUAUUAAAGGAAGUGAUUUAAAUAUUUUUAAUUGUUAUAUGUAAAAAAAAAAAAGUAACACGCAUUCGAUGAGAAAACUAGGAAGGACACAAAGGGAAAAAGAAAAUCACCAGAAAUCCCAUGGCUCAGAUAUAAGCAUUGUUAUUAUCGGCUUUUGUUCCUCUGUUGUUGUUGUUAGGUUGCUGUCGAGUUGGUUCCGACUCAUAGCCAACCUGUGUACAACAGAACAAAACACUGCCUGGUCCUGCACCAUUCUCACAAUCAUUGUUAUGCUUGAACCCAUUGUUGUGGCCACUGUAUCAAUCCAUCUAGUUGAGGGUCUUCCUCUUUUUCGCUGACCUGCUACUUUACCAAGGAUGAUGUCCUCCAGGGACAUGUCCCUCCUGAUAACAUGUCCAAAGUACAUGAGACAUAGCUUCACCAUCCUUGCCUUUAAGGAGUACUCUGGCUGUACUUUUUCCAAGACAGAUUUGUUUGUUCUCUUGGCAGUCUGUGGUAUAUUCAAUAUUCUUUGCCAACACCACAAUUCAAAGGUGUCAAUUCUUCUUCAGUCUUCCUUAUUCAUUGUCCAGCUUUCGCAUGCACAUAAGGCAAUUGAAAACACCAUGGCUUGGGUCAGGUGCACCUUAGUCUUCAAGGUGACAUCUUUGAUUUUCAACCCUUUAAAGAGGUCUUUUGCAGCUGAUUUGCCCAAUGCAAUGCGUCUUUUGAUUUCUUGACUGCGGGUUCCAUGGGUGUUAAUUGUGGAUCCAAGUAAAAUGAAAUCUUUGACAACCUCAAUCUUUUCUCCGUUUUUCAUGAUGCUGCUUAUUGGUCCAGUUGUGAGGAUUUUUGUUUUCUUUAUGUUAAGUGUAAUCCAUACUGAAGACUGAUCUUUGAUCUUCAUCAGUAAGUGCUUCAAGUCCUCUUCUCUUUCAGCAAGCAAGGUUGUGUCAUCUGCAUAAUAAAGGCUGUUAAUGAGUCUUCCUUUAAUCUUUAUGCCCAGUGCUUCUUCACAGAGUCCAGCUUCUUGGAUUAUUUGCUCAGCAUGCAGAGUGAGUAGGUAUGGUGAAAGGGUACAACCUUUCCUGAUUUUAAACCAUGUUUUGUCCUUGACUCUAUACACUUGUUAUGUGGUUUACAAAUGUGGCUUACUGUGCAUAUUGUUUUGCAGGGUGCUUUUCUAGCUCAGCUAUAUAUAUAUGUGUGUGUGAAUAUGUAUUUUUUUUUUAAGUUUCCUGUCAAUAAAUAUUCUGUUAUUUUAAAAUGGAUGUGGUAUUUCAUGGUAUAAAUGUAACCAUGGUUUAGUAACCAAUCACUUUUAGAAAUAUCAUUAUGCAUCUCUGAUUUUUUCAUUAGGAUAAAUUUCUAGACACAGACUAGCUGAAUCAAAGAGUAUUUUGGUACUCUGUUCCCAUUUCCUGAAAC